This is a messenger RNA of Bombyx mandarina (wild silkworm), 625 nucleotides long. Its product is annotated as acyl-CoA Delta(11) desaturase-like. The record is from RefSeq and is a predicted model, not a curated record. NCBI's taxonomy places the organism in Eukaryota, Metazoa, Arthropoda, Insecta, Lepidoptera, Bombycidae.
AUGUCACGAUUCCAGGCGCCCUCGAAUGAAGACCGCGAUGACGUUUUCUCUGAAGAGGAGACACGAUUGGAGAAGCUGAUCGCCCCUCAAGCAGAGCCCAGGGAGUUCAAAGUGGUGUAUAGGAAUAUAAUAGUGCUUCUUUACUACCACAUGGCCGGAAUAUACGGCCUAUACCUUGGACUGACCGCAGCUAAAUGGGCCACAGUAAUUUCAGCAUUCAUUACUUACUGCAUUAGUGGUAUUGGAGUGACGGCAGGAAGUCACCGACUCUGGUCCCACAAGUCGUAUAAAGCAACAAAACCACUGCAGCUAUUCCUGAUGCUGUGUCAGUCGGUGGCCAACCAACAUUCGGUGGCGUAUUGGGUCAUGGUCCAUAGAUUACACCAUAAAUACAGCGAUACCGACGCUGAUCCGCACAACGCGACCCGUGGGUUCUUUUACUCCCACAUGGGAUGGCUGAUGGUGAGGAAGCACCCUGAAAUAGAAAAAAGGGGGAAGCUGCUGGAUUUGUCCGAUAUUUACGGAAAUCCCUACCUCAAAUUCCAGGACACGUAAGUGAAGUUAUGAAUUAAUUAAGAUUGGUAUAAUUACUUGUUUGCCCAUCAAAUAAAUAAUAAAAAUAGUG